AUGAAUGCCAUCACAUGCGAUGCAGCUAAGCCAGACUCAGCACCUGCCUCCAGAGCGGAUCAAGCAUGCCUUUAUAACUUUCCACAACAAAUUUUUGCCCAUUUUGUGCCCCUCUGCCUUCAAUUUCAAACAGCCAACGAACCAAAUGAGCUUACCACUCUGGUGAAAGGCAUGGCUGCCACAGUGGUAGCCAGCAAUAUCCUUACCCAGGGUCCUAUGGUGAUCAUGGAAUUGAUGACACAAGGUGACCUGGCCAGCUAUCUGCGUCACCUUGGCGACUCCGGUGAAGGCGUAGUCUCUCAGGCGCAGAUAUAUCUCUGGGCUACUCAGAUUGCAGAUGGGAUGGCUUAUCUAGCCAUGCGAAAAUAUGUGCAUCGGUACGGCUCUGAUACUAAAGAAAUGGAAUUACUUUGUUUGACUUUUUUAUAUUUCACAACAAUCUUAUUUAUCUAA
Molecule: messenger RNA, 453 nt
Organism: Protopolystoma xenopodis
Lineage: Eukaryota; Metazoa; Platyhelminthes; Monogenea; Polystomatidea; Polystomatidae
Source: the annotation of a GenBank genome assembly